AUGGCACCUAAAUCUAGAUUUACACGGCUAGAUGCCUUCACAAAGACCGUCGAUGAGGCGAGGGUGCGCACAACUUCAGGAGGUAUUGUCACGAUCGCUUCACUGUUCAUCGUUCUAUACCUGGCAUGGGGUGAAUGGAGUGAUUAUAGGCGCAUCGUCGUCCAUCCUGAGUUGAUAGUCGAUAAGGGCCGAGGGGAAAAGAUGGAAAUACAUCUAAACAUUACCUUCCCGAAGAUUCCCUGCGAACUUUUGACACUGGAUGUGAUGGAUGUCUCUGGAGAGCAGCAGGUUGGCGUGAUGCACGGUGUCAAUAAGGUCCGCCUCGCGCCUGAUGACGAGGGCGGCCAGGUUAUAGAUGUCAAGGCUUUGGACCUACAUUCUGACGAUCAAGCGACACAUCUAGCUCCUGAUUAUUGCGGUGAAUGCUAUGGCGCAACCCCCCCAGUCAAUGCGGAGAGGCCGGGUUGCUGCAAUACAUGCGACGAGGUUCGAGAAGCUUACGCAAGCGUCUCGUGGGCUUUUGGUCGAGGAGAGGGCGUUGAACAAUGCGAACGCGAGCACUACAGCGAGCGACUGGACUCGCAAAGAAAGGAGGGAUGCCGAAUUGAGGGAGCUGUUCGGGUCAAUAAGGUCGUUGGAAAUUUCCAUAUAGCCCCAGGAAGGAGUUUCAGCAAUGGAAACAUGCACGUCCACGACCUCAAUAAUUAUUUCGACACCCCCGUCCAAGGCGGUCACGUAUUCACGCACAAGAUUCAUCAUCUUCGCUUUGGCCCACAACUACCAGACGAGCUGACAAAAAAGCUGGGCUCCAAGUCAGUUCCGUGGACCAAUCACCACUUGAACCCCUUGGACAACACCGAGCAACGCGCAACGGAUCCAGCGUACAACUUCAUGUACUUUAUCAAGGUUGUCUCUACCUCUUAUCUCCCAUUGGGAUGGGAAAACCAACGCUACCCAGGUGAUGACCAAGUGGGGAUUGGAGCCUAUGGCCGCCAGAAUGAUGGCAGUGUUGAGACUCACCAAUAUUCUGUCACUAGUCAUGGCCGAAACUUGAACGGCGGCGAUGACUCCGGCGGGGGGCAUAAGGAGAAGCUACAUGCCCGAGGCGGUAUUCCUGGAGUCUUCUUCUCAUAUGAUAUCUCACCUAUGAAAGUUAUUAAUCGCGAGGAGCGAUCCAAGACCUUGACCGGCUUUUUGACCGGGCUCUGCGCGAUUGUGGGAGGAACAUUGACUGUGGCAGCUGCAGUUGACCGCGGAUUGUACGAGGGCGGAACACGUUUAAAGAAGUUGCAGUCUAAGAACUUGUGA
Venustampulla echinocandica is the source of this 1308-nucleotide messenger RNA. RefSeq lists its product as uncharacterized. The record is from RefSeq and is a predicted model, not a curated record. Gene Ontology annotation, cellular component: Golgi membrane; endoplasmic reticulum; endoplasmic reticulum membrane. Lineage: Eukaryota; Fungi; Ascomycota; Leotiomycetes; Helotiales; Pleuroascaceae. Gene Ontology annotation, biological process: retrograde vesicle-mediated transport, Golgi to endoplasmic reticulum; endoplasmic reticulum to Golgi vesicle-mediated transport. The transcript has 4 exons. The coding region runs from base 1 to 1308 and encodes 435 amino acids.